This is a messenger RNA of Clunio marinus, 1572 nucleotides long. NCBI's taxonomy places the organism in Eukaryota, Metazoa, Arthropoda, Insecta, Diptera, Chironomidae. The record is from the annotation of a GenBank genome assembly.
AUGAAAUCAGACGUUAAGUCUCAGCAACUCCGCACUGAAGCAAAUCGUCUUUACGUUCAUCAAAAGUUUUACGAUGCAUUAUUAAAGUACAAUGAGAGUCUCUGUGCUGCUGAGUCGGAAAGUGAAAAUAUGGGUCUCGCAUUUGCAAACAGAUCGGCUGUUUAUUUCGAGAUGAAGCUUUAUGAUAAAUGUCUGAGCAACAUUGAGCUUGCGAAGAAAAAUUGCUACCCGGAAAAGAAUUUAGAAAUUCUUAAAAAACGCGAAAACAAAUGCUUGCAAUUGUUGAAGCAAAAUGACGAUGCAAAUCAAUGUGAAGAUUUUUUAAGUUCUUUUGAGCUUUCUUAUCCGGGUAAUGAUGAACUGCCAUUUAUUGCAAAUUGUUUAGAAAUGGAAGUUGACAGUAAGUACGGAAGAUAUAUCGUAACGAAGCGACAUUUAAAGGUUGGUGACAUCGUUGCUAUUGAUGAGCCUACGUUUAAAGUAAUCAAAGCAGAUUCGCGAUACAGUACAUGCUACGACUCGAAUGUUUUUCAACGAUGUGGAGGCUGCAUGAAAGAAAAUCUUUUAGGUUUAAUUCCAUGCACAUCUUGUUGCAGAACAAUGUAUUGUUCAAUAGAUUGCAUGAAAUCAUCACAUAAACGACAUCAUAAAUAUGAAUGCGAGAUUGUCGAUGAACUUUUAACAUCAGGCAUCAUGCAUAUUGUUGUUAGAAUGUUACUUGAAGGUCUCUCAUUGUUCGAUGGUGACAUUCACGAGAUGGAAAAAUUUUUAACUCAACACACGGAACCGAUGACAAUUUUCAACUUAAAUUCGAAGAGUUGGAAGAGUGUUGAGGGUCGAAGAAAAAUGUUUCUCGCAGCUUUAAGCUUGCCUUCGUGCGUGUCUGAUGAAAAAGUUGAUUUGGAAAAUUAUGAAAAUAUUUUCAUGAAAACAAAAAAACUGAAAGGUUUGUGGAACUCAAAUGAAAGUUUCAUUCGAAAAAUUCUUGUGAAACUGGUACAUGUUGGAACGCAUUACGUUCACGGCAUCGGCGGCUGGUCUUUAAAUCAAAAGUUCAACGAAGAAGAACCAAAAAAUCCAAGUUUCUAUCAACAACUCAACGGAAAUGGACUUUAUCUCUUCUGUUCAUUACUCAAUCAUUCUUGUGCUCCAAACAUUAAACGACUUAAUGUCGAUGACAAAGUUGUGGUGAUCGUGUCAAGGCCAAUUGAAAAAGGCGAACAAUUAUUCGAUUCGUAUCGACCAAAUUUUAACAAUCAAGCUAAGACUAUACGACAAGAAGCAUUGAUGAAGGAUUACGGCUUUGUUUGCGACUGUGAAGCAUGUUACAAUGAUUGGCCACUUAAUCAUAAUCUCAAUGUUUUCAGUGAAGAACUUUUAGAGUUUGCAUGGGGAUUGCACGAAGAGUUGCCUUUCAUGACAGUUGCCGAUGCGAAGAAAAUGCUUUACAAAUGUUAUGAUGCCAUCGCUCAACAUCAUGAACAUUUUCCGUCAGCUGAACUUAUAGUCUUGCAAGAGUGCGUCUCUAAUUGUUUAAUUUUAAUUACGAAACCAUCUCUACAAUUUCCAUGA